AUGCUUCUAAGCCUCUUGACGUCAAAACGCGCCGGGGAUCUUCUCCCCCCACGGCACAUCAUCAGUCCCCGUCGUUGCUCUCAAGUUACCCUGCCCAUCAUCAUACCUGCAGCACCGUGGUUCGUAUCGGAGCCUCAUCGGGUGCUAUUCCUCGUGCCCGCCAAGGCUCUAUGGCAGCCUAGGGCUGAGCGGCCAGUCCGUCGUAAGGACGAUGGCACGCGAAGGACGAGGGGCAAGCAAGUGCUGCUGCUGCGCGAUCCGAAAGGCGGGAUGGAUGGAUGGAUAGAUGGAUGGAUGGGGCACCGUCUUUGGUCCGCAGUCGUCCCGUUUUCUCAAACCCCUUCCCACGAUGAGGCAGGUUGA
Colletotrichum abscissum is the source of this 363-nucleotide messenger RNA. RefSeq lists its product as uncharacterized. NCBI's taxonomy places the organism in Eukaryota, Fungi, Ascomycota, Sordariomycetes, Glomerellales, Glomerellaceae. The transcript has a single exon. The record is from RefSeq and is a predicted model, not a curated record. Bases 1 to 363 code for a protein of 120 amino acids.